AUUGUGUUCACAAUUUUGUAAAAGUUAACAUCCUUUAGGGUAGCCGUUUGCGUGAGGAACGUUGGCCUCGCGUCAAACUAGGUGCAUUUAGUGCAAGAUGAGCGGUUGCGGACUGCUUGUUUCCGUGAUAAAAACCCUCGAUGCCAGUGAAACAAACGAGCAGCGCGAACGGGAGAAGCAUAAAAUUGAACGGGAGUUUCGAAAAACUGACCAGCGUCUAAACGAACUCGUAUCACGCAGCGAUGGCGACCUCACGCGCGUUAUGCAGCUGUUCGGCAAGGUGUCGACGGAAGUUACGGCCUCCCGGGAGCGAAUACAUGUGGUCAAGGAGAAUCUCCAGUCGUGCAAACAGUUGCUGCGUUGUCGCCGAGAUGAACUGAAAAAGCUGUACACGGACGCCAUCCAGCACAAGUACGUGCUGGAGAUGUUGGAUCAAAUCACCGAAAUACGGAAAGUGCCGACACAGCUGACCGCGUAUAUGGCGAAGAAACACUACCUACACGCCACCAAGCUGCUGAUGGCAUCGAUCGACACAACGGACGGAAAGUUGAAGGGCGUCGAAGGGUUGAAUGAUCUGCGGCAAGACUUUCAGAACCGACGUCAGCAGCUGUACGGGAAGCUGCUGGAAGAGUUGAACAAACACCUUUACGUGUCCAGUACAGCUGACGUGUUGCAGAACUUUCAGCGCCAAGCAUCCGGGCGCAACAGUCAAUAUGCGGCCGGUGCGUCCCCGUUUCAGCGAAACGUUUUACGACGCUCGGCAGAGCGGGUGGAAGCCAACACGAAAGCUCGUAAAGCAUUGUUCGAGAUCUCCAAGAACGGGUUUUUGGAUGUGGAUAAGAGCGAAAUCAUUGAAGAUACGGAACUGCUAGACCCGGAUGUCAAUUCGUCAUAUUUCCUGAGUAUAAUUGUUGAAUGCUUUGCAUUGUUACAGAAAGUGCCUGAAUCGAUUGAGUCAAUAAAAGUACAAAUGCAAAGCGAACUACUAGCUAUCGUAACCAAAUCCACUCAGCACAUCAAUUCGCUGGAGCAUCAACCGCAGACGCAGCAGCCAGCACUCGGUAUUACUAGCACACCGUCGUCUACGGCAGUCGCUGCCUGCAAUGGAACGCCCUCCGGUGCAUCAAAUGCAGAUCCCACUCAACCUGCCCAACCGGUACCAAUACUCGAACUGCUCGAUCUGGUGUUCAAGCAGUUCAAACUGAUUGCCAGCGCGCACCAACAAGCGCUCCGGAACUAUGGCAACGUCAUACAACGAUACAACAUUCCGCAAGUGAAACCUUACGACAUUAUCGAGUACUGGGGGCAGGCGCAAGCCGUCCUUAAGCUUGUGCUUACCGACUAUCUGGACAUUCAGAACGAUAGCGGUGACGAAGCGCUGUUGUUGCGUAGCCAGUUCGCGGAACAAUCCACCAAUGUGAAUGCGUUCUUUAGCCGUAGAAAAACGCCGGGGAAGAAGCUACUGUUCCGCUUUGACAAAUCGUCCCACACGGCGGAUGCAGGAGGUUCGCAAGUGGCAGAAACCGAAUCCGGACAGCCGAAGGAACAUCGGCGCAAUCUGUCGAACGUGUCGAACAGUACGCCGAAGGAAGACACGCUGCUAAACAGCUCGGCGGUCAGUGCAAAUUCCUCCCAUUUGCUAAACAGUAGCUUCCAUCAACAUCAGCCGUAUUAUUUCGGUGGAAAGGAUAGUGCUGCUGCUGCCGAACGGCGGAAGCGUGAACGGGCGUUGGUGUGUCCCGCUGACGCAUCUCUCGUGCGAAAAAUCUAUCUACCGCUGAUGGGAUACAUUCAGGAGAUAGAGAGCUUUAUGAAAUGCAAGUCUGGACAACCCUGCAGCUUGAAUACGUUCCUUGCGAAUUAUGUAAAAGACGCUUAUCUAGCUCGUGGGCAUAACCGAAACCUGCAGCUAACGAUCGAAUCGCUUUCGAAAUCGCAGGAUGCCUGGCGAACCAUUAUCAGUCCGGAGGAAAUGAAGCGUCUCGGCCUAACGCGUCCUCUUUUGCAAAACACUCUUAUCGUGGAAAAUCGAAUUGCCGAAACGAAGAAACUUAUCCAAGAUCUUCCCACCUACUCGGACGAAUUGUUGAAAAUGGUCUGUUCACUGUUGAAGACGUACCGCGAAACGUGUCAGGCCGCAUACCGAGGCAUUGUUCAGCCAGAAACCGAAGAUAAGCGAAUUUACAGUGUCGCCUGGUUGAAAGAUGAUGAUAUUACGCGAUUUUUAAAAUCGUUACCGAACUGGACGGAUCUGAAAUCAUCGAACGCUCGGUACAGGCAAUUGCAGCAGAAGCGCUUGAUCAAAGCGGAACCAUCGGAGGAAGAAAGUCCCACGCAGGUGCAGCAACGUAACGUUCGCGAAGCGGAAAUGCUGACGAGUAACCUUGGUGAGGGUGGCAUCUCACAGCAAGAGAUCCUGUCCGAUGUGGGCGUACUGAAAGAGCUGGCCAUACUGCAGGAAAGCAUGGAAUGGUUCGCGAGUCGCAUAACGGAGUUUGCCCAGGAGUUGAAGAAACCGAUCGUGAACGGACUGGUAACAGCAUCACCCGUUUCAACGCCCGGAUCAACUUCGCCCGCCGGCACGGCAACGAUCGUUAACAGUCCGGUUAUCGUGAAGGACGGUAUGAUUAAGGUGCUCAUCAAUCUAGCACUGGAGUUUGAGGAGUUGGCCAACACCUGUCUGCUGGUGCUGCAUCUUGAAGUGCGUGUGCAGUGUUUCCACUAUCUGCGCUCGAGUCCCUCGGACCGAUACAAGGCGAACAAUCCGAACAAGAACGAUUCACUCGAACCAGAUGCAAAGGUGCUGAAGCUAACGAAGGUGCUCUCGGACAUGGACGAGGCACUGAGUUCAACUCUGCAUCCGAGAAAAACGAAAUAUGUCUUCGAAGGUCUAGCACACUUGGCGGCGCGAAUUCUCAUCAUGGCUGCCAACUCUAUGGAGUACAUCGAUCACUCGGGCGUACAGCGAAUGUGCCGGAAUGCAUUGGCACUUCAGCAAACGUUGAGCAGCAUUACCGCAUCACGGGAAAUCGCAUUGGAUUAUGCACGUUCGUUUUACGAAAUGUUCUACCUAGACCCGGAGGAAAUUCUCACAUCGAUCGUGGAAAAGGGUGCACAAUUUACGGAGAUGCAAUAUCUCAAUGCGCUGCAGUUGAUCUUCCGAAACCGUGGCAUCGUAGACCCGGCCGUGGUCGGUACCUACCAGCAGAAGCUUUCCGAUCUGCUCGGUACCAAACCCGCCCUCGGCGUGACCGUUUAACGCGUCGCAAACGUUCGGUGGUCAGUGGGUGUGGUUGUAAGGACAGACAGCCACCACUCCCCUGAAAGCAUAUGCAAUUGUUUACUAGCAAUUACUGCCGCGCUAGAAGUAGUAUGUAUGUAUAGAAGUGCGUUUGUUUAGCGUAGCACCGCAAAACGUUCCGAAUCGCACCACUUGUUGUUUUCUUGGGUAAGCAUGAUUGUAUGGCCUUACGUUGGCAAAGUGCUCUGCAGUAGUGGUGUUAGAAUAAACGAAUUGUACUGCAAGCUUACGCGCGCGCGAUAGAACAACAAAUCGAUACAAAAUCGAACAACGCUGGUCUUGCGAUCGUGUGUAGGUCUGGCAAAUGGUUGCACGGUAACCUUUAGCAAUUAAGCAGGUUUGUUAACGAUUUGAUUAACUACAAAAAUGGUGGUUGAGCGGUGUUGAGGACAACAACACGUAUCAUACAACAACUAUAAGUAGCAUAGCAGAGAGUGUAGCUAUGCUACACGUUCAUUAUUCCAGGCAUGUGUACGAACCAAUUUGGGGUUAAUUAAAAAAAACAGGAGGCUCAACCGUACCAGUAUGCUAAACUCCUACUAUCAAACCUAGUGUAUUUUCCGUGUAGAGCUUGUAGUGAAGCGUUUUUGCUUAAAAAUUUCCCGAUCCCCGAUCCACAACGUGGUUCAUGGUGUGUUCGUUACGUUUAGUUCAGCUAUGCAUAUCACCAUUUCGAAGUUGUUUAAAUUUAUUUAUUGCCGCUUAUGCGAAAAGAUAACGAUUUAACUUUAACCUAAUAAUGAUCAAUUUAUUUCGGAUCGCAAGCUAAUCAAAAUUAAGUUUCGUGUUGAUGCUACACCAUGUAGAGACGGUUUCUGUUUCCCUCUUUUCCCAUUCCGCAUUACAUUCGAAAAUCACCUGCAAAUCGUUCUGUUGUUUCUCAGCAUAAACAGCUGUGUCUUGCCAGUUUGCUCCCGAUGGUUUUUUUUUCGACCCUAGCAAUCUG
This is a messenger RNA of Anopheles moucheti, 4247 nucleotides long. RefSeq names its product exocyst complex component 4 (gene Sec8). NCBI's taxonomy places the organism in Eukaryota, Metazoa, Arthropoda, Insecta, Diptera, Culicidae. Bases 98 to 3259 code for a protein of 1053 amino acids. The transcript is spliced from 9 exons. Gene Ontology annotation, biological process: exocytosis; chemical synaptic transmission; Golgi to plasma membrane transport. Gene Ontology annotation, cellular component: synapse; growth cone membrane; exocyst. The record is from RefSeq and is a predicted model, not a curated record.